Messenger RNA from Plasmodium gonderi, 1254 nucleotides. RefSeq lists its product as hypothetical. Lineage: Eukaryota; Apicomplexa; Aconoidasida; Haemosporida; Plasmodiidae. Bases 1 to 1254 code for a protein of 417 amino acids. The transcript has a single exon. The record is from RefSeq and is a predicted model, not a curated record.
AUGGUGAAAAAAGGGGCUACGAAAAAGAAAACCAAAAUAAGGGCGUAUGAUAUUGAUGAAUCUAAAAGAAUAUUUUUAUAUGCCUAUGAACACCAACUGAAAAAUGAAAAAAUUAACUGGAAGAAGGCUGAAGAAAUCAGAGUAACUAGCCAUAGCGCAAGUUCAAUGAGAAGCCAUUAUGUAAAUUCUAUAAAAAAUGAAGUGUCUUUGUAUUUAGAGAUGUAUGCUGAAGAAGUAGCUAAACUUUUUGUUAAAGUGAAGAAAUGGAAAAAAGAAGAAAAGAAAAAAAAUAUUUUACUUUUUCAAAAUACUACGUUAGUUAAACAAAGGUCUAACAUUUCUUUAGACAGAAUAACAAAAUGUAAAAGUACAAAUUAUAAUAAAUUUAAUUCCUUAAUAAUCAGCAAAUCCUUUUCUAUGAAAGGGAAUCAUAGCGUCAGGAACAAGCAAAACUGUUCUAUUAAUAGAAGAAAUAAUACGAACGAGAAUAAAAAGAAGAAGAAAAAAGAAGAUGUAUAUAUCAGUAAUAAUCGGACGACAAAUGAACUCAAAGAAACUAAAAAAUCCAUGAAAAAGAAUAAAUUAAAGCAAGUAAAAUUUGUACAAAAAGAUCAUGCUUUAACAAAAAAGAAAAAAAUAAAUAAAAAGAAAAAUAAUAAUUUAUCGAAAAAUAAUAAUUUAUCUCAAAAAAAUAUAACAAUUAAAAAUAAAUUAGAGAGAACAAAUAAAACCACCAAUAAUUCGUUUAAUACAGAUGGAAAUGAAAAAAUGUAUAAAAAGAUAUGCGAAAAGGAAUUAGGGCACCAUCCACAAAUGUCCGAAAAUUAUCAAAAAAAGGGAAUAGAUAUAACCCAUGGAAAUAGGGAAAAUAAAAAAAAUAAUAAAAUUGUCAAGGAUGAAAAGACGAUACAGAUGAUGUUAGAAAGAGCAUAUUCUGUCGAAUUAAUAGAUAACGAAUCAGACGAAAUGAGUAAAUCAGAGGAGCUUGAAAUGUUAAAAAUUCUACACAAAAACAUGCCAACAGAGGAAUAUUUGCAACACUCAAGACCAGGAAAAAGACACAGUGAGAAAAAUUCUCCUUUUCAAAAUAAAACCAAAAAGGCCAAGUAUAAAUCGAUGAAUUGCAACUCUAAGGAGUAUAACAAAAUAAAUAAGCCAUACGACGCUAGCAUACCACAAAGUAACAUUGGAGAAAAUGAAAAAAAUUCAAUAACUUCUAUUUUCGGGUACAUUUACAAUAAGAUAUUUCACUAA